This is a messenger RNA of Fraxinus pennsylvanica, 1251 nucleotides long. Lineage: Eukaryota; Viridiplantae; Streptophyta; Magnoliopsida; Lamiales; Oleaceae. The record is from the annotation of a GenBank genome assembly.
AUGGGCAACUCUGAAUCAUCUUCCACGAAUCCUCGCUUUGCUUCCGCCAGCAGAGCGUUCUCUCUGAACGAAUUGGAAGACCUGAGAUCACUCUUCACAUCACUCGCAGCCCAGUCUCAAACCGACGGAAAAUAUGUGACUCUCCCCGUUUUCAAGGCGUAUAUUGGAAUUGACGGGCCUCUUGGGGAUCGGAUGUUCGAUUUGAUGACGCAGAAACGCAAGGAUCAAAAACUCACUUUUGAGGACCUCGUUAUUGCCAAAGGGACCUAUGAGAAAGGAACAAAUGAUGACAUUGAAGAGUUCGUAUACCAACUACUAGAUAUCAAUGGCGAUGGCAUUGUGGGAAGGUCUGGUCUAGAAGCUGUUUUAACUGCAAUGCUCGGUAAUCUAUUUCAUCAAGAAUACUCCAAGUCCAAGGGAGACUCACGUGAUGAAAUUGUUGAUAUUUUUAUCAAUGCUGCAACUUUUACAAAAGAUGGUGCAGAAAGUAAUAUGUCUUUUGAAGAUUUCCGAAAAUGGUGUUCCCUUCUUCCAUCGGUCAGAAAGUUUCUUGGCAGUUUGAUGAUUCCAUCUGAUCCAGGUUCUCAAAUUCCUCAACUAUUGCAUCAGGACAAUAUACACCCUAGUUUAAUAUUGUUGAGAAAGGAAUAUGCUUGGCAUAUUGGAGGAGCGCUACCCCAACAUGAACUGGAUGAGUGGAAACUUUUGUACCAUAGUUCUGUUCACGGACAAAGUUUCAACACAUUCUUGGGCAACAUACAAAAUGAUGAAGGGCGUACUGUGUUGCUUAUUAAAGAUAAAGAAGGUUACGUGUAUGGAGGCUAUGCUUCUCAGCCUUGGGACAGGCAUGCAGAUUUUUAUGGCGAUAUGAAAUCUUUUCUUUUUCAGCUAUUCCCAAAAGCAUCAAUUUUCCGGCCUACUGGAGCAAACCACAACUUACAAUGGUGUGCUGUGAAUUUCAGUUCAGAGAGCAUUCCAAAUGGCAUCGGUUUUGGAGGUAAAGUAAAUCAUUUUGGUUUGUUCCUUUCAGCAAACUUUGAUCAAGGGCACACGUUUGUGUGCACCACCUUCGGAAGUCCCUGCCUAUCGAAAACCCACCAAAUAUACCCAGAAGUAAUUGAAUGCUGGGGGGUUGUGCCACAUAAAGUUGAAAAGGAUAGGCCAGAGGUUAUAAAAGGUACAGUGCUGGAAAGAUUUAAGGAGGAUCGCCAUAUGCUUAACAUGGUUGGGCUUGCAAAUUCAAGCGAGUAG